AUGUUGGUUGGUCUUUUUUUUUUUUUGGGAUUUCGAGAUCUCUUUGUGUUCUACUACAGUGUAAUUUUGGAUUCUCUGUUUUGGUCUCUUUUGGCUUUUGUUUUGCGUGGAGAUGAAGGGUUAUCCAAGGAUAGGGAUGCUACUGUGAAUACAGUAUCGUCGGAGAAUUUUGCAUUUCUCGCUUUCUUUAACUUGAGGGUUCGCUUUUUUAGCUCUUUUUUCCUAGUUGAUUAGACUCUCUGUACUGGUGUCCCCAUUGAUUGUGAGUGAUGUUAAGAGUGCAAUGAGUCGCUUGUGGGUUUUAGUUGCUUGAUCCAGUGAGCUUCUUCUAGGAGCUUUUCUAAUUAGGGUUUCCUCCCGGGUGGUUUUGCCGGUUCAAGGUGCUCUGCUCCUGGCAGACGGGUUAUUCAUUGAAACAUUACUGCAUGUGAUGUUACGAGGUUACCGGACAUGGAGAGGGUUACAGAAUCAAAAGCACUUAUUGGGAAAUUCCCUGCUGUGUUCCAGGUAUCAAAUACACGCAUGGUGUUGGGGAGAGAAGGGGAUCAGGUACCUAAGUUGCAGAUGGGCUUGGCAAGGGAAGUAUCAGGACGAUUUACUGGACAAGGCUCCCAAGUUGCAGAUUCACAUGAACCUGUAAGACUAUGGAAGGGAAAAGACUCUUUGCUUGUACAAGAAGAGCUAAUGCUUGAUGUUGUUGCAUCUAAGGGAAGUAGUGAAUCCUUUGAUGAAGGUGGUCCCAGUUCUUUCUCUGGAGCUAGUCAUCCACCAGAACCAGUUGAUACAGAUCUAAUGAAAACAAUGAUGUAUGUACCAAUUGGGCAGAAGAAAUCUGAGGCUGGAUGCCUCAUGAAGAGUAUGUCUGUGAAGGGGCCUUUCCUGGAAGACCUUUCGAUUAGGGUUCCUCCUAAGAAACCAAGCCCAGCUGUUCUUUCACCAACAGAAAGUUUGGUUGAAGAACCUAAUGACUUGGUCACUCUGUAUUCGCCAUUUUCAGUUCCUCGUGCAUCACAAAAUACAGAGAACUCUCUCCUUCCACCUGAUUCAGAGGAGAAGGAAUGUGUGUGGGAUGCUUCUUUGCCUCCGAGUGGUAAUGUAAGUCCACAUAGUAGCAUCGACAGUACUGGUGUUGUCACAGCCAUGAGCGUCGUUAAUAGCUGUGCCAGUACUUAUAGAAGUGAUGUUAUUACAAGUGAUGGCAUGCUGAGCAUGGAGAGAAACUGCGAAAGUACCAAAGGGAGUGUUAGUGUUAGAGGAGACUCACUGGAGAGUGCAAAGACCAGUGUUAGCCGUGCAAGUGACAGCAGUGGCCUCAGUGAUGACAGCAAUUGGAGCAAUAUUACUGGGAGUGCAAACAAGCCCCACAAGGGAAAUGAUCCUAGGUGGAAAGCUAUUCUUGCCAUUCGAACACGAGAUGGAAUUUUAGGCAUGAGCCACUUUAGACUGCUAAAACGGCUUGGUUGUGGUGACAUUGGUAGUGUGUAUCUUUCAGAACUGAGUGGGACUCGCUGUUAUUUUGCAAUGAAAGUAAUGGACAAGGCAUCUCUUGCAAGCAGGAAGAAGUUGACUAGGGCUCAGACAGAAAGGGAGAUUUUGCAGCUCUUGGAUCAUCCAUUUCUGCCAACGUUGUAUACACAUUUUGAAACUGACAGAUUCUCAUGUUUGGUCAUGGAAUACUGUCCAGGGGGUGAUCUGCACACUCUGAGGCAAAGGCAACCUGGGAAACAUUUUUCUGAGUAUGCUGCGAGAUUUUAUGCUGCUGAGGUUUUGUUGGCACUCGAAUAUCUCCACAUGCUUGGAGUUGUCUACAGGGACUUGAAGCCUGAAAAUGUUCUUGUCCGUGAUGAUGGCCACAUAAUGCUUUCAGAUUUUGACCUGUCCCUUAGAUGUGCAGUUUCACCUACACUGAUAAAAACCUCAUUUGAUUCUGAUCCUUCAAAACGAGCUGGUGGUGGUGCCUUUUGUGUUCAGCCUGCCUGUAUUGAGCCCUCCUCCGUAUGCAUCCAACCUGCAUGCUUUAUUCCGCGAAUCUUCCCACAAAAAGGUAAGAAAAAGACCAGAAAACCUCGAGCAGAGCUUGGACUGCCUGCUAGUGCACUUCCAGAGCUUGUAGCAGAACCCACGGCAGCCCGAUCCAUGUCCUUUGUUGGAACCCAUGAAUACCUAGCCCCUGAAAUUAUCAAGGGAGAAGGGCAUGGUAGUGCUGUUGAUUGGUGGACAUUUGGAAUUUUCUUGCACGAGCUACUGUAUGGGAAAACACCAUUCAAAGGCUCAGGAAACCGUGCUACACUGUUCAAUGUGGUGGGGCAACAGCUUAGAUUCCCAGACUCUCCAGCAACCAGCUAUGCUAGCCGUGAUUUGAUUCGAGGGUUGCUGGUGAAGGAACCACAGCACCGGUUAGGAGUGAAGAGGGGUGCAACUGAGAUCAAGCAGCACCCUUUCUUUGAAGGUGUAAAUUGGGCUCUAAUAAGAUGCAGCACACCUCCAGAAGUGCCGAGACCCAUGGAGACUGAGCUUCCUGGAAAAUUUGGGGCAGUUGAUCCAAUUGGGGUGGGCAGCAGCAGUAAAAGAAUGGUGGGGACGGACAUGAAGUCUGGAGGUAAAUAUCUGGACUUCGAGUUCUUCUAGCACAGGCUUUGACUGUGCUGUGUUGUAUUGGUAUUAGUUCAUCUUAACAAGAGUAUGCCUGUAUUCUGUUCUGAUAAUGAACUUCAAUUCACCUGCCUCAUAGGAGUAAAAAAGUAUCAAUUGGAAAUGAGUAGCUUUAAUUCACACAAGUAUUUUUAGUUUUCA
Messenger RNA from Manihot esculenta (cassava), 2793 nucleotides. Its product is annotated as serine/threonine-protein kinase D6PKL1. The transcript has 3 exons. Gene Ontology annotation, cellular component: plasma membrane; nucleus; cytoplasm. Gene Ontology annotation, molecular function: ATP binding; protein serine/threonine kinase activity. NCBI's taxonomy places the organism in Eukaryota, Viridiplantae, Streptophyta, Magnoliopsida, Malpighiales, Euphorbiaceae. The record is from RefSeq and is a predicted model, not a curated record. Gene Ontology annotation, biological process: protein phosphorylation. Bases 451 to 2628 code for a protein of 725 amino acids.